GGCAUUUCUUAAGAAGUGGUAAGUUGUUGAGGGUGUCUUCAAAACUACAGAUGGGUCGUCAAAUGGAGUCCUGUGGUAGUCAGAUGGAGCCCUCUGGUAGUCGUUUUGAAAUGGAGCGUGGGCAAAACCUCAUAUUUUUUUGUGCAUUUUUGUUGGAUGUUGGUUACAACUGGAAACAUUUAUCAGUCUAAGAAAGCAUGCAUCAUUUUAUUUCUUUGUGUCACUCAAGGAGGACAGGACCAAUCACAGUGAGUUAGUGAGAUCGAGAAGGUUGUCUUCUAUUUCUACGCUCUCUUCUGACUGUACGACCGCGACCUACAGCGAUAACUCUGUGUCUCGUCCGAGAAGCCCGAUAUAGACGACCAACAUAGAGAAAGUCCGCACACACACUGACACGGGAACGCAAGAACAGUAGAUACAACUAUUUAGUUCUUACCAAGCCACUUAGUUCUUACCAUACAACUAUUUAGUUCUUAGUUUAUUCUUCCGCGCCAACGCAAUAGUAGUAGAUACAACUAAAAUCUUCCGUUUAAUACUUACCAAGAGCACAACUACAAGAAAAUGUCUUCCAACGACAACCCGGUUUGGAAGGCUGCGAAGCCGUUCCUUACGGGUUCAAUGGCCGGAUCCUUCGCUACGUGCUGUAUCCAGCCCAUGGACAUGAUAAAAGUGCGAAUUCAAGUGGCGGCAGCAGAAGGAAAGCCAACGUCGCCAGUGACAAUUGCGUCCACUAUGCUCAAGGAAGAGGGUUUUCUGGCGAUGUAUUCGGUACUAAAGAGGUCUUAAUAUUAGAGGGUAGUGGUCGUGAUUGCGGUGUAUAAGUAUAAUUCAUCAACAUGAUCGACAUCGUCGUAUUUUGUUUUCAUCAAGCUUGCUUCACUCUUUGCUUCUUUUUUCAUCGUAGAGCAUCAUCUGUGGGAUCGUAGAGUAGCAUCUCUGGGAAUGUUCCUUCUGCUGCACACGGUUCACCGUGUAGUCAUCGAUUCCUCACGUACUUUCUGAUUAGUACAACUACAGCUUCUGGAACCUCCUUGCAAAAUUCAGGGUUUGUCAGCGGGUAUCACGAGACAAGUGAUUUAUACGGGUGCACGGUUAGGCUUGUACGACAUUUUCACAGACAUGGCGAAGAAUCCGGGAGAGAAGAGCCUUGGCGCGGGCAAGACAGCACUCUUUAUGGCGCGUUUAUUUGUAGGAACUUCCUCAACGAGAACUCAAGAUCAGGGACUUCGACGGACAACUUCUUACACUACAUGUAGGAAGAAAUCAUCUUGGUUGUGUAGGAAGUCAUCUUUUCCCGGAAGUCAUCCUGCUGUACAGGAAAAAAACAUUUAAAUGAAAGAAGAAGAGCUACAAAGCUCUAAUCUCUGCGCUCUUUCCGCUGGUGGUCUCGCAGCUAUCGUGGGGAAUCCCGCAGAUCUCUCAUUAAUCCGCAUGCAGACGGAUGCGAUGCUUCCAGCUGCCGAACGAAAGGGAUACAAGCAUGCAGGCGAUGCGAUGGCAAGUACUCUAAAUGAUCAGUCUAGUCUACUAGAAAAACAUGAUCUUCAUCACUAGUACCUAACGUAGUUACUCAGUCUCAACUACUUAUGAAUUGAGGUAUGUUACUAGUAACCCUGUUCGUUGAAAGGGGAACAGAAGGAGCAAAAAUUAUCUUGAUCUUCUACCUAAGACUUAGUGACUAUCGACGUUCUUGUCUUUUAACUUUAAGGCGAGAAUCGUCUAACUUAGUUAGGCGGCCUAACCUAGUUGCUGGUGGGGGAGAGGCAGAGGCAGUCUUGUUCUUCUAUGAUCGACAUUUUUAGCUGUAGUACGAAACAAGCAAAGAUGACAACACAAGGAGUACUAAUCCAAUAUUGUCAGUCUAGCUUAUGGUUAUGAGACCUUCGAGCGCUAGCCUUUCUUCAUCCUUCUUCUAUCUGAACUACUUCAGGCCUUCAUCUUAUGGGUAAGGAACUUCAGCUCUCGUCUCUCUACGUAUUGUCGAUUUAGUAGUUUCGUUUAAAUUCUUUUUCAAACUCACACACUUACACUUGUUCAGCAAUUGCGCGAACGGAGGGGUUCAUGGGCCUUUUCAAGGGAGCCGCGCCAACGUCGGUGCGUGCCAUGGCUUUGAACUUGGGUAUGUUGGGAGGCAACACAAAGGCAAAGGAGGUACUCAGCGGAACGUUUGUUAUGGUGUCUAACUGCUCUCAGCGGAACGUGUGUUAUUUAUGUAAAACUUCUAGAGGGAGAUCAGCGAUACAACAACAGAGCAUUAUAAAAAGCGAACGAGUCACCUCGGUUCCAACACUUCUAGAAUGUUUUUAACUCUUCUUGGCAUUAGAAGUUUGGCGCUCUAACCGCAGCCUCGACAAGUCGUCGGCAGGAUGCAUCUUUGGCGCGAGCGCAAUCGCAGGCUUUUUCGCUUCUGCAUUCUCACUUCCGUUUGGUAAUUAAUUUGGAUACUUUUCAUGCAGUACUAGAUUACUAGACGAGAAGAUGAGCUUAUAGGAUAGGAUAUUAGAGUGCCUCUACAUCGACAGGAUAGGAUGAGAUACAUAUUAGCAUGGGUUCGUUGGACGUCAUCAAGGGCAACAUCAUACAAAUUGACAACAUCAUACAAAUUGACAACAUACAGAUACCUUUCUCUCCCCUCCACAGAUUUCGUGAAGACACAGAUCCAGAAAAUGAAACCGGGGCCAGACGGCAAGAUGCCCUACACAGGAUCGGUGGACUGCGCACUGUUAUGGCCCACUCCUUCGUGUACUGUAAAGUAAAAAUAUCGACAGAAAGAAACCCAGUUAGUUGUACCUAGCAAAGAAGAUUCAGGGAAGUCGUUGUGUGGCAAAUGCGAAUCGGCAGAUCACAUCAUCCUCAAAAAGGCUAACAUCAUCCUCAACCUACUUUCAAGAUAGCAAUCUUUCACCAAGGUAGUCGUGAUAAUAUUUGGAAUUGAGGCACUGCUAAAUUUAGAGUACUGUUGAGUCCUUCUAGUACUUCACACAAUUAAUAGAGUACUGACCUCUUUUUUUUUCUAAUUUCGAAAAUGCUGAAGGAAGGUGGUCCCUUGCGGUUCUACGCUGGAUUUCCGACCUACUACUUCCGAAUUGCGCCACACGCGAUGAUCACGCUCAUCGCGCAGGACCAAGUCAAGAAAAUGUGGGGAAGUUUUGGUUUGUGAGGAGGAUCAGGAGAUUUUGGUUUCUGAGGAAGGGUGUGGGGAAGUUUUGGUUUGUGAGGAGGAUCAGGAGAUUUUGGUUUCUGAGGAGGAUGAGGAGAUUUUGUUGGAAUCGAGAUGAUUGACUCGUUCACUUUUUAUAAUGCUCUGUUGUUGUAUCGCUGAUCUCUCUGCAGGCCUCAGCGUUUUAUCCAGCAGUUACGAACAGCCAACAAAGCGCUUGGGUUACUGCUUCCACACUCAACUUUCACGGAUGUACCCUGAGGAAGGGUGAGCGCACGAAGGAUUCGCGUGAGGCGCAUAUUACAUGAUACGUUGAGACCAUCUUUAUUCAAGUCAGGGGGGACGGAAAUACAUAUGAGAUAUUUCCAUACUUCGCUAGAAAGCUAUACCCACUACUGAGCGAUUCUACAAACGUAUCAUGUAGUUAUCUUCGCAAAAAUUUACUGUGUCUGUGUUAAAAAAAGGAAGGUCAGUUUUGGAGAGGAAGAGGUAGGUUUGUCACAUCGCAUUAUGAAUGUGAGUCAGUCUUUUCGAUUUCGUAAUCGACCAUGAAAAUGAAUUUUUUUGCGCAGUUGUUGGACUCAGAGGGGCGAAAACAUGGCUGCCCCGACUAGCGGCAGCCAGUCAUUUGCAGUGAGUUUUAGUGUAGAUUUUUAGUACUUUCUAUGGGACGAAUGGCGUCAAGCAACCCGGUUAUUGGUGCCUGUGCGCCCGUGGUUAGGGUUCGCAGGGAUGGUUCAUGAAAUGAUGAAAUCCAGGGAUGUUAUCCAGGUAAAAAUUCUGCUCAAAUUAUAACCCGAAUCAUUGUAACGGCAACAAACAUUAACAUUGACAUUUCAAGGUCAAGUCUGGUUCAAUUAUAACUUAUAUAUACUCUUUCGCGCAAGCAUCUGCUUGUAGGUAGAGAGAAGACGUGAGGAAAAUCCAGGUCUUCUGAGAAGGCGAUCGAGAACGCGGACACUGCGGCAGACUCAAAGAAGUUUGUAGGACAGUUUUUGCAGCAACGAUGGCAUCGCCGUCGCCUAGAAAUUUUCCAUUCCGAGAUCUAGCAUUUAUUCUGUUAGGACUGAUGGUAAAAACUCUGGUUUCAUUUUAUUCGUGAGUUUGCGCGAUUCUGAAAGGUCGAAGAAAGUGGUCAACAAAAGACUGGCUGGCGAUAGCCCACAUCCGAG
Amoebophrya sp. A25 is the source of this 4332-nucleotide messenger RNA. The record is from the annotation of a GenBank genome assembly. NCBI's taxonomy places the organism in Eukaryota, Dinophyceae, Syndiniales, Amoebophryaceae.